Molecule: messenger RNA, 957 nt
Organism: Scophthalmus maximus (turbot)
Lineage: Eukaryota; Metazoa; Chordata; Actinopteri; Pleuronectiformes; Scophthalmidae
Product: olfactory receptor 10A3-like
Exons: 1
Coding region: 1-957 (318 amino acids)
Biological process (GO): G protein-coupled receptor signaling pathway
Cellular component (GO): membrane
Molecular function (GO): G protein-coupled receptor activity; olfactory receptor activity
Source: RefSeq, a predicted model, not a curated record
AUGAGGUUAAAUUCAACUUUAUCUUAUUUCAUUCUUGAAGGUUAUUUACAUGUAGGAACUUUGAGAUACUUGUAUUUUAUGUUAACUGCUGUGACGUAUAUUUCCAUCGUUCUUUCCAACGUGUUGCUGGUAGUGGUGAUCUGUGUGAACAGAAGUCUUCAUGAACCCAUGUACCUGUUUCUGUGCAGCCUGUUUGUUAAUGAACUGUAUGGUAGUACAGGCUUGUUCCCGUUCCUGCUGCUUCACAUCCUGUCGGACUCUCACACUGUUUCUGUUCCUUUUUGUUUCCUGCAGGUUUUCUGUUUUUUCACAUAUGCAAAUGUAGAGUUUUAUAAUCUAUCCAUCAUGUCGUAUGACAGAUACCUCGCUAUCUGUUGUCCUCUGCAGUAUAACACACGUAUGAGCUCUAACAAAGCGUUUAUCGUUAUAAUUUUCAUAUGGUUUUACUCGGUUGUGAAAUGUCUCAUUACUUUAUCUUUAAGUAUCCGUUUGACUCUGUGUGGAAACAGGUUGAACAGUUUGUAUUGUCAUAACUACCUUGUAGUGAAGUUGGCGUGUUCUGACACCACAGUGAAUAAUAUCUAUGGACUGUUUGGUGUUGUUCUAACCGUCUUAGUUCCUCUGCUUCUCAUCCUUUUCUCCUACAUGAAGAUUCUUAAAGUUUGUUUUUCUGGCUCCAAACACAUGAGACAAAAAGCCGUCAGCACCUGCUCACCUCAGCUGGUGUCUCUGCUCAACUUCUCCUUCGGCUGUUCCUUUGAGAUCCUUCAGAGCAGGUUUGAUAUGAGCAGUGUUCCCACUGUGCUGCGGAUCGUCCUCUCUCUGUAUUUCCUCGUCAUCCAGCCGCUGUUGAAUCCUCUCAUGUUUGGAAUGCAAAUGUCAAAACUACGAAAUGCAUGGAAACGUGUUCUGUGUGAUAGAAAACCGACAGACGCGAAGAACCAUGAGUCACAAUAA